AUGGUAGACUCUCUCAUUGACCCAGACAGCAGUGAUUGGAACAUCAAUCUAAUCAACCAAAUUUUUCUUCCCAACAAUGCCACUUACAUCCUUAGCAUUCCACUAAGCUGCCACAAAUUGCAAGACCACAUGAUUUGGGCAUACACUCCUAGGGAGCGUUUCACUGUCAAUAGUGCAUAUAGAGGGGUGUUGUCCAUAACCCAGACUUCAGUUUUGGCAGAAAAAUCCCAUGACACCGCCUGUGUUCUUGCACCGGAAACUAUUGGACACUUGUUCUGGGAUUGCACUGUUGCUAAAGAUGUUUGGAAUCUCUCGAAUAUACCGUUUGAUAAAAACAAGAUCAACCACAGAGACUUCAUGGACUUCCUUUGGAAUUUGCUCUUCAAGCAACACAUGGGCACCGAACUUAUUAAACUUCUCAUCAUAAUGGCAUGGAGUGUAUGGUUCAACCACAAUAAGACACAAUUAGGGGAAGCUCGCCAAUUAGCGCAUGAAUUCCUAAGGAGAGCUCGCUCACUGCUGCAGGAAUACCAACUUGCUCAUCUUUGGCCCACCCAGUUCAAGGAAGCCACGGAUGGUCGCUGGGUCCCACCUACGUUCCCUUGGUACAAGGUCAAUGUGGAUGCUGUAGUCUUCUCCCACCUUAGCAUGAUUGGAGUCGGUGUGAUCAUUCGAGACCACGUUGGAUCGGUCAUUGCUGCCUUAAGGAAGCGCCUCCCUCUCCCUUUGGGUCCUUUGGAAGCGGAAGCUAAGGCACUGGAUGAAGACACUAUUUUUGCAUGGGACAUAGGGGUCAAAGAUGUCAUUUUUGAAACUGACUCCACUACUAUCUGUCAUGUUAUUGAGAGUCCCAUUAAUGCCCUAAUCUCUAUCUCUACUAUAGUCUUAGGAAUUUGCUCUAGACUAUGUGAGUUUCGUACUUUCCAAUCAUCACACGUGGGGAGACAAGGGAAUUGA
This is a messenger RNA of Quercus lobata, 957 nucleotides long. RefSeq lists its product as uncharacterized. Gene Ontology annotation, molecular function: RNA-DNA hybrid ribonuclease activity; nucleic acid binding. NCBI's taxonomy places the organism in Eukaryota, Viridiplantae, Streptophyta, Magnoliopsida, Fagales, Fagaceae. The coding region runs from base 1 to 957 and encodes 318 amino acids. The record is from RefSeq and is a predicted model, not a curated record. The transcript has 2 exons.